Messenger RNA from Filobasidium floriforme, 1949 nucleotides. Its product is annotated as TIP49 C-terminus-domain-containing protein. Bases 58 to 1470 code for a protein of 470 amino acids. Lineage: Eukaryota; Fungi; Basidiomycota; Tremellomycetes; Filobasidiales; Filobasidiaceae. Gene Ontology annotation, molecular function: ATP hydrolysis activity; DNA helicase activity; ATP binding. Gene Ontology annotation, biological process: regulation of transcription by RNA polymerase II; chromatin remodeling; box C/D snoRNP assembly. Gene Ontology annotation, cellular component: NuA4 histone acetyltransferase complex; R2TP complex; Ino80 complex. The transcript has 9 exons. The record is from RefSeq and is a predicted model, not a curated record.
UCAAACUCCAGUAGGUGUACAGCCAGGAAGGAAUCAUACGGAAAAUACAUCAUCGAUAUGUCUAUCAACAUUACAACUCAAUCUUCCGUGAGGGAGAUCACCAAAAUGGAGAGGAUCGGUGCCCACUCUCACAUUCACGGGCUCGGUCUGGACGACAACCUCGAACCUCGAAUGUCCUCUCAGGGGAUGAUCGGUCAGGGUCCCGCUCGACGAGCUGCCGGGAUUAUCUUGAGGAUGGUGCAAGAGGGGAAGAUCGCCGGUCGAUCCAUCUUGAUGGCCGGACCACCUUCGACGGGAAAGACUGCCAUCGCCAUGGGCAUGGCACAGACUUUGGGCAAGGAUGUGCCGUUCGUCUCUCUCGCUGCGAGUGAGAUUUACAGUUUGGAGAUGUCUAAGACCGAGUCCCUGACGCAAGCAUUCCGAAGAGCCAUCGGUGUGCGAAUAAAGGAGGAGACCGAGAUCAUUGAGGGAGAGGUCGUUGAGAUUCAGGUGGACCGAUCGGUGACAGGGGCCACCAAGACCGGUCGACUAACGCUCAAGACGACGGAUAUGGAGACUGUAUACGACCUUGGAACCAAGAUGAUUGAUCAGCUGACAAAAGAAAAGGUCCUGGCCGGGGACGUCGUCCAGAUCGACAAGGCUUCGGGAAGGAUCAUUAAGUUGGGACGAAGUUAUGGACGAGCGAGGGAUUACGAUGCUUUGGGCGCGGAUACCAAAUUCGUUCAAUGUCCCGAUGGAGAGUUGCAGACGAGGAAGGAAGUGCAGCAUACAGUCUCGUUACACGAGAUAGACGUGAUCAACAGCAAGAGUCAGGGAUUCCUCGCCCUCUUUGCUGGUGAUACUGGGGAGAUCAAGCCUGAGCUUCGUGAACAGAUCAACGGAAAGGUGUCAGAGUGGCGAGAAGAGGGCAAGGCCGAGAUUGUACCAGGGGUGCUAUUCAUCGACGAGGUUCACAUGCUCGAUAUCGAGUGUUUCUCGUUCUUGAACCGUGCUCUGGAAUCGGAGCUUGCACCCUUGGUCGUGAUGGCCUCGAACCGCGGAAUGACGCAGAUCAGGGGUACCAAGUACCAAUCGCCACACGGUAUCCCCCUGGACCUGUUGGAUCGGGUUCUGAUCAUCAGCACGCAAAAGUACUCGGAUGAGGAUAUCAAGGAGAUUAUCCGAGUCCGUGCGGUCGAGGAGGAUGUGACGUUUGAAGACGACGCUCUGGACUCGCUGACAACGAUCGGAGCCACCGCUUCGCUACGAUAUGCGCUCAACCUGAUCGCCCCUAGUUCGCUCUCGGCAACACGAAGAAAGGCUACGGCAGUUGCGGUCGAAGACGUACGGAAUGCAUUCAGGUUGUUUGCAGACACACAGAGAUCGCUGCAGUUCAUCGAGGAACAGCAGGAUUUGAUGAUGUUCGGGACCAAGAUGAUGAACGGGACUGCCGCGCCUGCUGCGGCUACUGAGGCUAUGCAGACGGAUUAGAGAGCGCGGGUCUGCGGCGAAGCCUUUGUUGUAAAUGCAAAUAACAAUAUUGGAACCCAAAUGAUACGAUCGACCGCACGCGGUCACCGCCAGUCAAUCGCUUUGGGCUUUCCGCCACGGAGUCAGAUGGUUCUAGAUUGUUUGUCAACGAACAAACCAAAAUGAGCUCUGCAUCGAAGAUUCGAUGAUUGUUAAACUGAAAUAUUGAAAGCUUCUCUCUGGCUGAGACCUCUCUGGGCCAGCCGAUAGACUAGCUCGUACCGAUACAACGAGGUCCCGUUCGCCCCGUGUUGCGUGUUGCUUGCCGAAGCGUUCAACAAGGAGGACACAGAUCGCGAAGCAAGAGGCCGGAUCAUCGACCCUUCGAAUCCCUGUUGUCAACUUCUCAGUCCGUCAGACGAUCAGAUAUGUUUCGGUUGACUUGUGAGUAGAUGAAAGAUAACAGAGGUAGAACGUAGAUUUAGAAGAUUUGUAUGGCG